Molecule: messenger RNA, 2710 nt
Organism: Exaiptasia diaphana
Lineage: Eukaryota; Metazoa; Cnidaria; Anthozoa; Actiniaria; Aiptasiidae
Exons: 1
Coding region: 897-2285 (462 amino acids)
Biological process (GO): beta-D-galactose catabolic process via UDP-galactose, Leloir pathway
Cellular component (GO): cytosol
Molecular function (GO): UDP-glucose 4-epimerase activity
Source: RefSeq, a predicted model, not a curated record
AAACUGACUAAACUAACUGAUUGUUUUAAGUGAAUUUUUCUUUGAUAAUUGAGUUCAAUCAGCUUCAAUCAAGAUUCCUCGUUCUUUUUGAUGAAGCUUUGCUAGCAACAAAGGCUUCAUUUAGAUAUGAUGCCAAGGAACCUCAAYUUCACAGUCGGUGAUUGAAUUCCAUUGUUAACAAGAUUGGUAUCAUGGUUAUGCAAUAUUUAUUAAAACUCGAAGAUAAAGUAAAUCUCUGAGCAUCAGCUUGUAUCCCUGAACRUAACUCAUGCCAAUUUCUUGAACAAAAUUUCGGUUGAUGACAUUUGCUGGGCAAUAAUUUACAAGAAUAACAGYUUUGUGGUCUGUAUUUUAGCGUCGUUAGUGUCCACAGGUUACUACAAACAUAAGUGCCUUUUGUGUAAAGGAUAAAAGACGAAUAAUGGUCGCUUUACACGUGGUCAAUUAUAGCGUUUACAGUCGAUGGAGUUUCUAGCUAUUCAGUCCCUCCAGGACAUUAGGACUGCAGCGUCUUAAUACAAGAAGUUUAAUGGCUAACUGUACCCAAAGAAAUUAUUUCAAACUUUAAUCUAUUUUUUGUGAUAAAAAGUGAAAUUUCAUUCAAAGGAUCAGACAGUCGACACGCCUUAUCAGUGUGAAACAAAAGCCUAAACUCACGGAAGCGUUUAAUCCUAAUAAAAACUAAAUAUAAUUUAGUCAAAUAAUAUACAUUCUCGGUUAAAAAAUUCCAUUUGAAGGGGAGGGGCUGGUAAAGUAUUUUUUAAUGUAUCAUACGUAAUAUGCGUGUUAAUAACUCAUAGGCUAAUUACUAUUACCGUAUACUCAAAGCUGAGCUAACACAACUGAAAAAAAAUCAAUUUAUCAGCGUCGUAUAUGUAUCGUMGGCUCAAUCGGUAAUGCGUAUAGAAACCAUGGCUGUUCUCUUUCUUUUUGUGGCAGCUUUCUUGCGCUCGAUUUGCGCAGACAAUCUCUUUCUCAACGCACCAUCCAAUGAACAACAGCGUGUUCUCGUGUUUGGUGGAAAUGGUUUUAUAGGCAGCGAAAUCGUAAGCAGCUUGAUUGAAAAAGACCUWUAUCAAAUCACCUUGGUCAAUCGCGGUAAUUGGUAUUUCGAUUCCAAGGAACGCAUUGCACCCUACGUCCAUAAACAUAUAAUAUGCGAUAGAGACAAAGCCUUCAAACUGGAAUGCCCUGAUAUACUAACAUCRGGWUACUAUGACCUCGUCGUUGACUUGAGCUCUUAUACUGCUAAGCAGAUCCAGCAAGUUGUCGACAUUUURAAGAAUCGAGUAGGGCUUUAUAUCUUCAUCAGCUCUGAUUCAAUUUAUGAAGUGUGUCAAAAAGACCACGUUGCUCCAACCAAGGAGGAAGAUGCGGUUAGACCUAAAAGUUCCAAAAAGCGUAUGCAAUUCCGGAAAACGGAAACAUAUGGCCACGAAAAACUGGCUUGUGAAGAAGUUCUCAGAAAACAAAGAAAAGCUGGAGGAUUUCCAUUCGUUGCUCUAAGAUUACCAGAUGUCAUUGGACCACGAGAUGGUUCUUUUCGAUUCUGGACGUAUCAGCUUUGGAUCAAGACUCACGAUACUAUUGACGAAAAGGUGCCCCUUCCACUGGGUGUGUCAGACACCAAAUUCAGUCUAGUGCACGUCGAAGAUGUUGCAAAAGUCGUGUUGCGUGUUUUAGAGGUUGGCCACAAGGCCUACGACCAAGCACUUAACGUAGCUUUUGAUAAACACUUCAAUUUGAAGUCUCUUUURUCUGAGAUCGGGAGACAGCUGGGAAUCGAUAAMAUAAMUUUUCUCACUAAUGAAGAACAAGCGUGGUACACAUACCCAACAGUCACCAAAGGACCUUUGGAUAUUAACCGUGYRAARAUGCUUCUCGAUUGGGAUCCAAUGCCUUGGGACAGAGCCUUGGUUUCCUUAACAUCACACUUUGAUGACGCAAUGACAGACAAAAGUUURGCGUCCGAAAAAGAAAUGGUGAUAGCUGACGUCAUUGAUAACUUGGUUCCCGAAGAGAAAUACGUCAGUUAUCUUGAAGGGUUAAAAAAUGUCUAUGGAAAGGAGGUGUUUGAUGGUCUUGAUCUCGAUAUAGGCUUUGCAAGGGAUGCUAUGGAAAUAGAGAAUAAGAAUAAAACCAUUCAAAAACACACUGGGARUGAUUCUAAUGAAGUGUUURAGAGCAACGGAGAUAGUGGACAACGCGAAGAAGAGACAAAUAAGCUAAAAGAAGAAGAUUCACACAUAGAAGCAGCUGAUCAAMUAAAUAAGGAUGAACUUUAGUUAGUAUCGUAUAACAGUAAACUCUAGUUACCUAAGAGUAAAUUAUUUAAUAUUUUAUGUGAUUCCAGCUGGUUUUUGUGUAAACUUUAUAAUCACUUUUUAAAAGACGGCCGACCACCCGUCCAGGUCAAUCAUAUUGAGUAUAGAAACAAAAUUCAGGUUAUUUCCUAUUUUACAAGAACUGCAUCAAAAUUAUUUAUUACAUUUUAUCACAACCAUAGUUAGUAACUAUACAAUUUGACCGAGAGCAUCAGUUAAUCGAAAGUAUUAAAAAAAGUCUUUUUUUGGUUCUCUCACAACUGAAAUCGCGCGGUCGGUUUAGUCGUCGAGGCGCUGUGAUUAAUUCAGUCACAAGACUUCGUCGACAUUCUAGCUCGUCUCCGUUAUCAUAAGUUGUUGUUUCAGGAGUUAUUGAUAUGCAUUAA